Messenger RNA from Morchella importuna, 519 nucleotides. RefSeq lists its product as uncharacterized. Bases 1 to 519 code for a protein of 172 amino acids. The transcript is spliced from 2 exons. The record is from RefSeq and is a predicted model, not a curated record. NCBI's taxonomy places the organism in Eukaryota, Fungi, Ascomycota, Pezizomycetes, Pezizales, Morchellaceae.
AUGCUCGAAACGGUGCUCGAAACGGUGCUCGAAAAGGUGCUCGAAACGGUGCUAGAAACGGUGCUCGAAAAGGUGCUCGAAACGGUGCUCGAAACGGUGCUCGAAACGGUGCUAGGUGCGGUGCUAGGUGCGGUGCUCGGUGCGGUGCUAGGUGCGGUGCUAGGUGCGGUGCUAGGUGCGGUGCUAGGUGCGGUGCUCGAGGCGGUGCUCGAUUUGAUGCCUCCUAGCCGUCGAUUUGGGCGUCGAUUUGGGCGUCGAUUUGGGCGUCGAUUUGGGCGUCGAUUUGGGCGUGAAUUAGGUGUCGAAUUAAGAGUCUAUAUAGACGUUAGCAUAGGUGUCAAUAUGGAGGCAGGUAGGAGGGGCGGAGGUAGAGGUAGGGUUAGGGGUAGGGUAGAGGUAGGGGUAGGGGUAGAGGUAGAGGUAGAGGUAGAGGUAGAGGUGGAGGUGGAGGUGGAGGUAGAGGUGGCGGUGGAGUUGGAAGCGAUCUGGGGAUCCUCACCCAGCAAUGCUGCGCGCUAG